CGUCGGCGGCCGAACUUGCCCUGUGUCCUCAUUGGACUCGGCAGAGACUGGCAGGAAGUUUGACUUUUCCCGCUCGCCGUACGGACGAGGGGCGGUUGGAGGGGACGGGGUUGCUCCUUCCUACCCCACGCGCAGGAUGUCUGGAAGUCAAAAUUCAGGCAGUGGAAGCCACGUCAGCAAGAGAAGUCCCAGCAAUGCCAGCUCCACGGUGUACUUUGGACAGUACCAGUACACAGCAGAUGAAUACCAGGCCAUCCAGAAUGCUCUGCGUCAAAGACUUGGUCCAGAGUACAUCAGCAGCAGGCAGGCUGGAGGUGGACAGAAGGUUUGUUACAUCGAGGGUCACAGGGUCGUCAGUCUGGCCAAUGAGAUGUUUGGCUUCAAUGGCUGGGCUCAUUCAGUCACUCAGCAGAAUGUCGAUUUUGUUGACCUGAACAAUGGCAGAUUCUAUGUGGGGGUCUGUGCAUUUGUUAAAGUUCAACUUAAGGAUGGGUCAUACCACGAAGAUGUGGGAUAUGGAGUGAGUGAGGGCCUGAAGUCUAAGGCCUUGUCUCUAGAGAAGGCAAGAAAGGAAGCAGUGACAGAUGGACUGAAGAGGGCACUCAGGUGCUUUGGAAAUGUGCUUGGGAACUGCAUCUUGGACAAAGACUACCUGCAAGCAGUGAAUAAACUUCCUCGUCAGAUUUUCCCUGCGUUGGAUGUGGCCAAAGCUAAAAGGCAAGACUUUGAGCCCUCAAUAGAGAAGGCAAGAUACAACAGCUGUUUACAGAAGCAGAGUGCAGGGCAGCAGCAGCAGCAGUGUGAGAUGGCGCUCUCUUGCAAAUCUGACCAGGCAGAAGCUUCCUUGAACAGAAUGGAACAGGACCAUCCACACAGCACCAGAAACACAGACUCUUUAGCCACCGAGUGUGAUGCCACUUACCAGCGGAAGUUGCGGCAGAAGCAGCUACAGCAGCAGUUCCGGGAACAGAUGGAGAAAAAACUUCAGAUCCCAAUAGUUGCUCCAGUCUGCAAACAUGUGCCACCACCUCCUCCUGUGAAGCACAGCACUCCAGUCACAGCACAACAGCAACCGACUGCAGAAGACGAGUUCUUUGCAGAUGACCCUGAACUUUGGGACAUUCCUCUAGAGGCCACCAAUCUCAGUGAUGCUGCUAGCCACAAAAUGGCAGAUAUGCCAGCCCAGCCACAGGCUCCUGCAACCCCACUUGGACAGCAUCACAUGACUACUCGGAGCAAGACUCCUCAGAAGAUGAGCUAUCACAAACCAGGUGCAAGGCCUACACCCUGGCAAGUGUCUGUCGACCAGAGGACUUUUAGCCAUUGUGCCAACCAGCAUACAGUAGCAGACUACAGCCCCUACAGAAGGAGCCAAGGUAUGAAGAAAAGGAAACUGGAACCCACCUAAGGAAUGACAGCAGCUCCUGACUUCUUGCCUCUGGAUCUGUCAUUAUUUCAAACAAUCUGUUCAGUGGCAUGAGGAAGAUAAUCAAGCAGACCAGGCCCUUCCUUCGGUGAUGCAUAAGCUUAACUAUGAAUGCAGGACAGGAAGUUGGCCCACAGUCGUGGGCUUGACACCCCCCCUUUUGUGCGGUCAAAAAUGUUUCAAAUGCGUUUCUCCCCGACUCCAGAUUCAGAGGCUGUGGAAAGGCUCUUCAAGUCAUGGCUUGUAUCAGGUCAUAAACACUGUAAUUUUAAAUUCCUUUGUGCUGUUCUAAGAAACUGGUUCCUAGAAUGAAAUGCAUGAAGGGUGAGGGUGGAGGGGGGGGGUCAUUCCUCUGCAGUUUCAUGUUGUAGAGGAAGCAUUUCUCUUUUGAAGGCAAACAGUGUUUAGUAAAGUUAAACUGGGGAAGGAAUCAUUUGACCCCAUCCUGUAUUAAAAUUCUGCUUGGCCAGGUCCAUUAUAUGAGGAGUGGGGUUGACCUGUUCUGUUCCUUUACUAAUUUGUUUUUAUAUUAACUUUUAUCCCCUUUUUAUUAUGGCAAACAUGAAUAAAUGGUGUAGCUGUUCAAGUGGGUCAACAACACAGCUAUCUUGAAUACAUGACAGGUCCUCUAGACAGAGGAAGAUUUCUAUUACACUGACUUCUUGUGGUUUAAUGCUACUCAGCCUGACAACCCAACUCCCUCUUCCUGAAGCCGAAGGCAGAUUAGCACUAUAUACCUAAUAACAAGUCUGAAAUUAAACAGAAGCCCAAACCACAAGUGUUUUGUUGUCUACUCCCAGGUUGUAGCUUAAGGGAGGAGAGUGAUGCAUCACACCAUUGCCUGCAACACCAGGGGAGAUACAAGAGGUUUAUACACUUUUAGUUAAACAUGUGGGAUGAAGCAUAAUCAGGAGAAACGGGGCAAGCAUUAGAAGCAAAGAAUAGGAGUUACUGAGCAUAUCUGUAGUGUGCGCGCAUGCUUGGAGGUGGGGGAUCGUUUUUUUCAUUACUGGAGAAACAUGAGAUUGUUAUUAAUUAACAGUUCAUUAAUACACUGUAAUUACAGUGCAUUGUUUAGUACCUGUAACAACAGGUACUAACUUAAUGUACCAUAAUUAGCACUACUGAAUAUUAGUGCAGAUGAACAUUGUGUGAUGCUUAAUGCACACUAGACUAAAUCUGUGCAUUAGCACGGUUUCUGCCAGCUGCACUAACUUGUAGUAGAAUUAGUCCAGUACACAUUAAGCAUCUCAAGUAGAUGAGCCCACUCCAGUCCCAACUUUAAAAUCACCACCCAGAGUGGCAAGUGCUCUGCUUAAAGCAGGAACUUGCCCAUGUAGCACAGUGAUAGUAUAGUACAAGACUAGUCUUAAUGACAGUGAAUCAUAAGACAUAUGUCCUGUCUCAUAGCUAAACAGUAAGUCAGAUAUACAACACUGAAAUUGAAAGCAAGCUUUACCAUGCUCUUUCCCUGUUAACAGAAUCUCAUGUUUCUCCAGUAACGAAAAAACCGAUCCCCCACCUCCAAGCAUGUGCGCACGCACACACUACUGUUUCCAGCAGCAAAAUGUAGAACUGAAAAUACCCAAGUGGCCUCAAUACCCCAUUGGCUGUAUGAAGCUGCCUCCUUGCCAGAACAUCUGCCUAUAAAAUUGUCAGUAGCCUUUAUUGCCUUACUCAUAAAACUGAGGAUAGCUGAAGGUGACCACUCCUGUUUAAGGUGUCAGUGUAUAGCCUGCCUUUAUCACUUCCCAGCCCAUCCCUGGGAAGAGAAUGCUUAUGACACUGGUUAAGAAAAAUCUCAUUACUUACUAUAGUCAGUGCUCAUGCAUCCCACAUUAAGCCAAGGCAAAGGCUAUUAAGGAAGAGCAUGUUUGGAUCACACAAAGAAAAUGGAGGAUCGAGCCACAAGGUUAACUUUUGGAAAAAAAGCUGUAGUCAUAGGAACUCAAGUGCAUGCAGAACCACUGGUUCAAGACUGGAGAGAUGCCCCACCUUGGUGCAUCAUAAAGCUUACCCCCAAAGCUUGCAUCUUCUUUGGAGGGCUUUUAAGAACCCUAAGUAAGGAGGGAGUCCUACAGGAUCCCAGCCUGCAGCAGCAUGAACAACAAAAGCUUUCCUAAAGAAAGGAGAUUUAGCAAAUUGUUACUAUUUAAAAACCCUGCACCUCACUUGCCAUCCUCCAGAAGACACUAGGGGCCCAUAUGAUCUAGUGCUACGAGAGUUGCUGAAAUGGCAAUUUACCACACGCUGCCUCAAGGACAUGCAAAUCCCACUGAGGCAGAGAAUGGCUUGAGCAGACAUGGAGAUUCUUUGCAAUUCCCAAGAUGCCUCUUACCCCAUUCCUAGUAAAGACAUUACUCCUCUCAGACAGCUCUUUGCUAGUUCCAACUACAGCUGCUUGAAGGACCCUGACCAGCCAAGCAAGCUUGACCCUCUAUGUUUGUUGACAAUAGCAAGAAGUCUUUGUGGUGGAGUUCAUCUGGGCUCUGCUUCACCAGGUUUUCCACUCCAUGGUGUUGUAGGCACGCAUCCCUCUAGCUUAGUUUCCAAGCAAGGGAGCUGGGAUGCAGAAAGAAAAGCAGAACUAACCAAAGACUGACCUUCGCCAACCCCUUUUCAUCAGGGACAGAUUCCUCUCUGACAGAGUUGCUAAGAGGCAGCACAAAGUCUCCAAAAAUUAGCCAGGACCCAGAGGUUACAGUAGACAGGGGAGUUUGCCAACCCCCUGGGGUUAAUGCCAGCUAUUUAGACCUUGUCCAACCAUCUGUCCCCAGAGCAGGAAAACUUCAUACUGAAGCCAACCUACACCACACCAGAAAUGUGUUGUUGCCUGAAUUACCUGUUAGCCAAGACCCUUUAGACUUCCUGAUGCAGAAAGUCAUUGACCCAGCAUCUAUGAACUGUCUUUUACUGUUGCUUAUUUUUCAGAGUAGUUUGUUGAAAGGUCAAACUGUUAUUUCUGACCACUGCUUUUGACAAGUUUGGUGUCUCAUUAAAGUAGGUACUUUCCUGAGGAAACUAGCUAGGAGCUGGGCAACAAAAACCCACCUGCAGAUAAUUAUCCAGAGAAGGGAGACAGAAGAGGUAGGAACCAGCUGAAAAUGAAAACCCACAGUUCAACAAAAGCAGGUUUGUUUUAUUUGAAUGAUUUCAUUAAAUAUUCUACAAAGGUAACAAAUUGCAGCACAAAGCGCAAUCAUACAAGAAGCGCAAUGCCUGGAUUUAGUGCAAAACAUACAACUAACUACGGCCAGGGAAGCCCAGAGUUUGAAUUCAGUUUAUUUUUCUUUUUUUGCCUUUUUACAGUGUACAUUGUUAAAUAAUGUAAAGAAAACAUUUGUAAAUUCAGAAACAGAUUUUAUGUGGAAAAAAGAUACUCAAAGUGUAAUAUUAAACACAAAAUAAUUUAACAGUU
Molecule: messenger RNA, 4844 nt
Organism: Alligator mississippiensis (American alligator)
Lineage: Eukaryota; Metazoa; Chordata; Crocodylia; Alligatoridae
Gene: RAD52
Product: RAD52 homolog, DNA repair protein
Exons: 12
Coding region: 137-1408 (423 amino acids)
Biological process (GO): DNA recombinase assembly; mitotic recombination; double-strand break repair via homologous recombination
Cellular component (GO): nucleus
Source: RefSeq, a predicted model, not a curated record